Molecule: messenger RNA, 1018 nt
Organism: Phyllostomus hastatus (greater spear-nosed bat)
Lineage: Eukaryota; Metazoa; Chordata; Mammalia; Chiroptera; Phyllostomidae
Gene: CUNH18orf32
Product: chromosome unknown C18orf32 homolog
Exons: 3
Coding region: 146-376 (76 amino acids)
Biological process (GO): positive regulation of canonical NF-kappaB signal transduction
Source: RefSeq, a predicted model, not a curated record
GUGACGUCAGGCUGACGCAGACGUGGGUUGAUCAGCCCGUUUGGCGGUGUCCAUUGGCUCGGCUGCGGCACGUCCCUCCCUCCGGAAGCACGGGCCUUUGCACUUGGGCUUGGUGGUUGCGGUUCGGGAGCCCCCAGCCGGGACGAUGGUGUGCAUUCCUUGUAUCGUCAUUCCGGUUCUGCUCUGGGUCUACAAAAAGUUCCUGGAGCCGUACAUAUACCCUCUGAUUUCCCCCUUUGUCAAUCGUAUGUGGCCUAGGAAAGCGGUACAAGAAUCCAACGAUAAAAGCAAAGGCAAAGUGGACUACAAGGGUGCAGACAUAAAUGGAUUGCCAGCAAAAGGACCAAUAGAAGUCUGUGAUAAAAAGAAAGACUAAAGUGACUGUCCCCGAGGACCUCAUUGUUUUCAAAAUGGACCUAAUAAUUUGAAGCACCUUCUUUGGAAUUGUCUCUGACGUUUUCUCUUAGACCAGAAUUCAGGGUAGAUAGUUUAGAUAUUUACCUGAUACUAAUCAGGAAAUACAUGGUAUUUAUAUUUAAAAUGUAUUUAGUUAUAUUUAAUGAUCUCACUUCUGAGUUCCUUUCUCAUUACAGAAGCUUUCUUUCGUAUUACUGCAGUUUGAAUAAUAUGAAUAAAUAGAAGGUUUGUGCCAGUAGACACUGUACUAAAUCAGUACCUAAACAUCCUUGGGCUUCUAGCUUUUGUUCAGGCUCUUUGAAUUUAAGUAGAGAGAGUAAGGCAGUUCAGUGAGACUGUGUGGCGAAAUGAAAGGUUUGGGAUAUGAUAAUGACUCGACAUGUAAGGUUAUAAUUAUUGCCCAGAACAGUGGAGCCCCUUAUCUACAAGAAUAGUAAUUUCUGGUUAUUAUGCUGAAGAAAUAGCAAAGACAAGAAAUAGAGGAGACUUUUUUUUAAGAAAAUGGGACACCUUUUACAUAAAUGUCUAAUGCAUAUUAUAAAAUUCUAAUCCUUGUUGCAUUCCUUCUGUUCCUACAAAAUGUAUUAAAUAAUUCAGUUUA